CAUCGCAGCAUCUGACUCGGACUAGCUCAGUGCUUCGAUGCCGCACUCAAUACGGAGUCGAGGGGUAUUGCAUUCCGGACAGCUAAGAAAUAAAAGUACCCGAAGGACUUAACCCACGGCGAGAUGAUUGACCUCGCCUGUCACCAUCGGGGACAUGCCAUAGGUUGGCCGGUGCUUGUGGAACAGGGGCCCUGACCCCUCACCGAGCAGCGGGGCUUAUACCGAGCCUUAUCAUCCGGCUCACUUCGGAGCUGUCUGACAGCUGAUUUCUCCCCAUCAACACAGCUCUUGACUACACUCAGCAGCUCUAGCUCAUCAAAGCAACCAUGUCCGGAUUUCCUACUCUCCAGCCCGCCUUUACCUUUAAGGUCACGAUCGAUGCCCCUCUCGGUGUCGGCAGUGCCUCUCGGCAGAAUAAUCUGCAGGUCGUCCCCAUGACCGGUGGCACGGUCAAAAGCGAGCCUGGAUUCUCCCCUGCCCUGGAUGCGGAAUUCGUGGGUAUCGGCAAUGACUACAUCCAUGCGGAUGCUGAUGGCAAGCACUUGCGGCUGGAUGCUCAUGGCGUUAUCAAGCCCAAGGAUGGAGAGGAUCUCAUCUACCUGAAUUACACUGGUAUUUGCACGUUGAUGCCCGAAGUCAUUGCCGUCUUUGCUGGAGAGUCUCCGAACGGCUCGACUCCAUUCAACACUGCCUUUACCCACAUUACCUUCGAGACCGGCAGCGAGCGCUACAAGGAACUGGAGCACCGCGUGUUUGUCGCCCAGGGCCGCUUCAACGUCGAAAAGGGCAAGCCCACCGUCGUAGAGUACCACGUCAGCCAGGUCGUCCAGGGCUAACCUACUACCUACCUACUUUGCUCGAUACUAGGUAAUAAGCCCGUAGCAGCAACAACAAUGACAAGACCCCGCUUGACAAUCAAAUUCAUCUCCCAUACGGAGUACAGUAACAUCAUAUCCAUACAUCCAUCAUAACUCAUAAU
Molecule: messenger RNA, 979 nt
Organism: Aspergillus ibericus CBS 121593
Lineage: Eukaryota; Fungi; Ascomycota; Eurotiomycetes; Eurotiales; Aspergillaceae
Product: DUF3237 domain-containing protein
Exons: 8
Coding region: 327-836 (169 amino acids)
Source: RefSeq, a predicted model, not a curated record